AUGGAUGAAUCCUUCGAGGAGGUGGAGGACAUGAUCACAUUGUCCAACCUCACAGAGAAUUCAUUGCUGAGGAACAUUAAGAGUCGCUAUGGCAAGCGUCUAAUCUACACAUAUACGGGCUCGAUCUUGGUCGCCGUCAACCCUUACGAAAUCCUGCCCAUUUACACGCCGGACAUUGUCAAGUCCUACUUCAACAAGCAGCGCGGCUCACUGCCCCCACACAUCUUUGCCAUUGCCGAUGCCGCCUACUCCAGCAUGUUUGAGGACAGGAAGAACCAGUCCAUCAUCAUCAGUGGUGAGUCGGGUGCCGGCAAGACCGAGUCGACCAAGCUCAUCAUCCAAUAUCUUGCCGCACGUACCAACAAGCACAGUCAAGUCGAGCAGAUGAUUGUCGAGUCGUCGCCAAUCCUUGAGGCCUUUGGUAAUGCCAAGACUGUUAGAAAUAACAAUUCAUCAAGAUUUGGAAAGUUCAUCGAGAUCCAAUUUAACACCGAUGGAUACAUCUGUGGAGCUCGAAUUAUCAACUACCUUCUCGAGAAGUCCAGAAUUGCAGUCCAGGCCAAGUCCGAGAGGAACUAUCAUAUAUUCUACCAACUGUUGGCUGGUGCAUCAGAGGAGCUAAAGAGCAAGCUGUGCCUUGGCACCGCCGAGCAGUAUCAGUAUCUCAACCAGAGUGGCUGUAUCCAGAUCGACAGGGUCAACGACGCCGAGGACUACGAACAUGUGCGCUAUGCCAUGAACGUGCUUGGCAUGCCAGAGGACAUCCAGAACACCAUCUUCACCGUCCUGGCCGCCAUACUUCACAUUGGUAAUCUCCAAUUCGCCAAGUAUGAGAAGACCCCUGGCGCUGAAGGUUCACGUGUUACCAACCAAGAUACCCUCAAGAUUGUAGCCAACUUACUUCAACUUGAACCGGCCAAGCUUGAGACAUCUCUCACUAUUCGCCACGUGCUCAUCAAGGGUCAGAAGUUUGUAAUUCCACUGAAGGUCAAUGAGGCUGAGGACACUAGAGACUCAUUCUCAAAGGCCCUCUACGGCAAUGCCAACACAACCUUUAUCGGUGUGCUCGAUAUCUUUGGCUUUGAGAACUUUGCCAAGAACAGUUUCGAACAGUUCUGCAUUAACUUUGCCAAUGAGAAGCUACAACAACACUUCAAUCAACAUAUAUUCAAGCUCGAGCAGGAGGAGUAUGAGAAGGAGAAGAUCAACUGGUCAAAGAUAACAUACAAUGACAAUCAAGAGUGUCUUGACUUGAUUGAGAAGCGUCCACUUGGUAUCUUGUCGUUGUUGGAUGAGGAGUGUCGUUUCCCUCAGGCAUCCGACACCACUCUGCUCGAGAAGCUGCAUGCCAACCAUGAGAAGCACACAUACUACGAGAAGCCAAAGCUGUCCAAGACAACAUUCGUCGUGAAGCAUUACGCUGGUGAGGUCAGCUACAUCACCCAGGGCUUCCUCGACAAGAACAAGGACACCCUGGCCGACGAUUUGCUGAUCAUGCUACAGACAUGCAAGAACAAGUUCCUCGUUCAACUGUUCACACCCAAGGACCAGUCGGGCGACGACGAGGGCGACAAGGGUGGCAGCACCAACACGAUGAAGAAGAAGACGACAGCUGGUGGUCAGUUCAAGACACAGCUGCAGUCGCUCGUCAACAUUCUCUCAUCGACCUCGCCUCACUACGUGCGUUGCAUCAAGCCCAACUCAGUCAAAGAGCCACUGACCUUUGACGACGACCUCGUCCAGGCACAGCUGCGAUACGCAGGAAUGAUGGAGACUAUUAGGAUCCGUAAAACAGGUUACCCUAUCCGUCACACACUCAAGGAGUUCCGCGAUCGCUACCUGUUGCUAAGCCCAGGCGCACUCAACCCCGACCACAAGACCACAUGCGCCAGCCUCAUCAAGCGCGUGACUGCCCAGGAGUAUCCAGGCAUUGACCCAACUGAGUGGCAGCUCGGUGUCACCAAGGUGUUCAUCCGUGAUCCCCAGUUCCGCAAGCUCGAGGAGUACCGCAAGGUCAAGCUGAUCAAGCAUGUGUUGCUCAUCCAGGCCACCUACCGUAUGCAUCGUCUGCGUCGCCGCUUCCUCGAGGUGCGCGCCGCCUCCGUGUUCUUACAGACUUUGGUUCGUGCAACAAACGCACGCAGAGAGCUGGUCGAGCAGCAGCGCGCCGCCACCGUCAUCCAGAGUCUGUGGAAGAUGGUCAAGGUGCGUCGCGAGUACCUCCAGACCCGUGCCAACAUCACCAAGGUACAGACAUGUGUGCGCGCAUUCCUUGCACGCAAGAGAACCGCCGAGCUGGUGCAAAUGCAGCGCGAGCGUGUCAAGCGUCUGGCCGAGAUUCAGGCCGCCGAGAAGAAUGCCGCAGAGAAGGCCAAGAUGGAGGCAGUCGAGCGCGAGAAGAACGCUCGCGAGGAUGCCUCUCGCCAAGAGCAGGAGCACAAGCGUAUGGCUGCAGAGAAGACUGCCAAGGAGCAGGCCGAGACCGCACGUCGCGAGGAAGAGGCCACCAAGAAGACACAGGCACAGAAGGCGCAGUUGGCCGAGCUUAGACAGCUGGACGACAUCUCCAGUCUGCAGAGCCAGCUGCAGGAGCAGCAAAAGAACAACAUUCAGGACAUGGACAAUAUGGUCUACUCGAUGGAUUCCUUCUCAUUCGAGGGAGGCGUCGGUGCCGACGAAGCCAUGCCCUACUCAUACAACUCCAAGAUGUACGAGAUGGAGCAAGAGUCGCUCGAGCAGAUCUCGCUCACCGAUCUCCUGCAAGGACUCAAGCAGACCAUCAAGACUGUCACCAAGAUCGAGGUCGACGACGAGAAGUUCGCACUGCCACCCGGCAUUGAGAACGUGCUCAAGCGUCUUCCACCACCCGUACCAAGCACAUCCAAGCGCCCCGUCCCCGCACGUCCAGACUCCAGUCUCCCACUGCCACCUCCACCACCUACUGGCGAGUCGCCAGUAUUGCUUGGAAUGCCACCUCCUCCACCCGCAUUCGAUCUGCCACUGCCACCACCACCUCCAGCUUCGGCCUACGGCAACCUGCCCCCACCUCCCCCACCAAUGCUCUCAAUGUUUGGCGAGUUCCCUCCACCUCCACCUCCACCCGAGUCUGUCUACGGUCAGAUUCCAGUCAUUCCCAAGCGCCCAACCACUGGUCCAGCCGCCCUCGCUUCAUCAGCAUCAUCUGGCGCUGGCGCAUCGGUUGCUGGCGGCGCAGCAUCGGGCAAGUCGAGCACAGCUGCUACCAACGCGAACAUUAGACCAUUGAUCACAGACGAGGAGAUCUCAUUGUACUCAUUCUACGACUAUGCCAACAAGCACUUUGCGACUGACAAGCAUCAGAAGCAGAAGGAGAAUAUCUUCUCAUACCAGCGCUCGCAGAUCAAGUCAUCACUGCUUGCUCUCGAGACCUCUGAGCACAUCAAGGUGGCUGUCGAGGUGUUUGCACGCAUUAACACAUACAUCCACGCAAAGAAGAACGAGUCGGCAUCAGCUGAGCACCAGUUUGGCCCAGUCAAGUACGUACUGGCCAAGGGUCUGGCCACCGAGCAGCUUCGCGACGAGAUCUACUGCCAGCUCAUCAAGCAAUCGACCAACGCACCCUCACUCGAGGCCCGUCUUCGCGUGUGGGAGCUGAUCCACUACACUUGCGCCACAUUCUCGCCAUCGCGUCGUCUCAUCAAGUACUGCGCAUCAUACAUCAAGAACACUGCCAACACUGAGGUCGCCGCCAAGUCGGUCAAGGACACCGCACAGGCAUCCUACAACCUCUUGCAACGCUUUGCCAACAUCCAAGGCAACGCGUCGCGUAAGAUGGUCCCAUCGAUGGCCGAGCUCGAAUCACUACGCGAGCUCCGCCCAAUCUUUGUUAGGAUAUCAAUGAUGGAUGGCAGCUUCAAGGGCUACUACGUAGACUCAGCCACCACCUGCACUGAGGCCUCCAACGAGUUGGCCGCACGUGCACAUCUCAGCGACAAUGGCUGCUCUGCCAACGGAUUCUCGAUCAUCGAGUCGAUCAAUGGUAUUGAGCGCGACCUGGCUGCCGACGACAAGAUCUCGGACAUCCUGGCUCGUGUCGAGUCACUCCAAGCGACCAUGAGUGCUAAGCUCACCAUCAACUUCAAGAUCCUCUUCAAGAAGCGUCUCUUCCUCAAGAACGAGGAGGCCGCCAGCGAGCUGGAGCGCGAACUCACCCUGCUCCAAGUGUACUCAGACCUUAUGAAUGGCCACUUUGUCGACGGCAACACUGACUUCUUGCUGUCGAUUGGUGCCAUGCGCCUCCAGAUGGACUCUGGUGACUUCUCUGAUGACACCAAGGCAUGGUUGCGCGGCAACGGUCGUGGCAAGUACUUCAACACUGCCAUUGAGAAGGGUCACAUGGACCAGUUCAUUUCCAAGUACACGGCUCUGAGUGGCACCAGCCAAGAGGACGCCAAGCGUCGUCUACACGAUCUGGUGUUCGCCCACCCCCUCGCUGCCAAGUCACUCUUCCUGUGCGAGCAAACUGGCCACUCAGACGUGCCCAAGGCCUUCAUCUUCUCGCUUACCAUCGCGGGCAUUGAGUUGUAUGACCGCGCCACCGCAAAGAUCUGCGGCGCACCAAUUCGCUAUGCCAGCGUCCCCGCCAACAAUCUGGUGGCCGGCUCCAACAACAAGACAUUCUCGAUGCCCAUGCCUACUGGCGCACCACUUGAGGUGCACUGCGCUGACGCAGCCAGGAUCAUCGCCUUGAUCAAGGACUAUGCCCUGCUUCUGCGCACCAAUGCCAAGUUUGCACGUGCCCUUCGCGACUACACUGUCAACGACGACACUCUGCUUAGCUUCAAGCGCGGUGAUGUCAUCACCAUCACUACCAAGGAUCACGAGAACAAGUGGUACAUUGGAACACUCAAUGGCAAGGAGGGAUCAUUCCCAGUGGACUACGUCGAGAUCCUUUUGACCGACUCACUGCAGUCGGCUGCCAACUCGGCAUAUUCCUCACCCGCUGUCGCCUCGCCAGUUGUGUCGGCUGCCGCAUCGGCCUCACCCGCCACUGCCAGCCCACCAAUCGCCCCAAGACGUCCAGUCAGCGGCACCGCAGCCCCACCAUCAAUCCCACCAAGGACUCUGCCAACGCCACCAGUCACACCACCCGCAACUCCAGUCAUCCCGCCAAGGAACCUGCCAACUCCACCACCACCACGUGUCGCCUCUAUGCCACCUCCUCCCCCACAGGAGACAUCGAUGCCACCUCCACCACCACCACCAACCAUUCCCUCGCCCCCAGAGCUCGGUACUCCACCACCAAUGCUCCAGACUCCGCCACCACCAAUGAACCUGGCACCUCCACCCUUGCUCUCAACACCAACCCUGUCGUCUGCAAACUUGGUCGCCACCCCAUCUGCCAGCGCCAGCGAGCAGACAGCUUCAUCAGCCUCAGAGGAAUCACGUCUCUCUGCCCGUCUUUCAAACAACAGCAACCCAGACAGCAACGACUCGUCGUUCAAUGGUUGGGCACAGCAGAGAUACAGGUCGUUCCGUCGCAGCGUCACCAACAGCACCAUCUCCAAGAAGAAGACUGUUGCCGACCCCAGCUCUGUAUACUACUUCACAAAGGACCCAAUCAAGGAGUCGUUGAUGGAGCUCGAGUCCAAGCUGUCCAAGAAGGCCGUCAGCGUGUUCCAACAGGUGAUGUCCUACAUGGGCGACUAUCCAAUGCACAAGGCUUCAAUGUCAUCCCUUGCCCAAGAGGUAGUGGAGGCUGGAGUCCAGGCUGUUGAGUUGCGUGAUGAGCUCUACUGCCAGGUCUACCGUCAGACCAACAAGAACCCCAAGCCCGAGAGCAUCAAGCGCGGUUUCGAGCUGAUGUACUGCAUGUCCAAUGCGUACGGCCCAACCGACUCGCUCAAGGCUUCGUUCGUCGACCAGCUGAUGGCUCGCCACAUCGAGGCACAGUCCAACGAGAACCACGCACUCGCACUCCUAAUCCACUCAAUCAUCGAUCGUCUUGAGAACCCCGCCUCCAACGGCCGUAAGCACGGACCAUCCACCACAGAGAUCAACGACCUCCAGCGUCCAUACGAGAUCGCCACAUGCAAGGUUCGCUCAGUCACUCAGCAGAUGCUGGCCAUCAAGGUGGACAGCCACACCAACGCCAAGGACAUGGCUGCCGAGGCACUGACCCAGUUUGGAAUCACCCAGUCAAUGGCCCGCAACUUUGGCCUGUUCCAGGUCAACGACGUCAUUGGCAUCUGCCGUCCACUGGGCGAUGCCGACAUAUUGUACGACGUGAUGUCAUCAUGGGAGCAGAUGGCCGAGAGCGACAAGCGUAUCGACGACCAGGACUUCUACUUCCAGAUUCGUCGCAAGUACUACCUGGACGACGUCAGCAAGAUCAUGGAGCAAGAGCACAUGUGGACUGGCGACGAGACCGCAUUCGAGUUCACAUUCGCUCAGGUUCGCGAGGAGUGGAUGCGUGGCAUCUACAUGAUCGACGAGAAGGACACAUCGUACGCCGCCGCCAUCCUCAUCCAGAUUGCCUAUCCAAAUCAAUCAAAGUUGCAGAUCGCCAACAAGGAGCUACUGCGCUCGGUGAUCCCUGACUCUUUGUUCCAAGGCCAGAACAUCAAGUACUGGUCGUCCAACAUUGAGGCACAUAUCUUUGAGCUGGUGUCCAACACAUCGGACGAUCUCAAGCUGCUGUUCAUCAAGCAGAUGGGCAAGAGCGAGUUGUUUGGCUGCACAUUGUUCCACGUGCACCAGCGCGACAACCCACCCAAGGCCAUCCUGGCCAUUGGUCGCAAGGGUAUCGCUGUGUUUGACGCCUCGUCGCCCAAGGACGUCAAGGUGUUCUACACAUUCCAGAGCAUCUCCAACUGGGCAUUCACUGACAAUGCCUUUGUCAUCACCACUGGCAACCUAAUGAAGCCUGUCAAGAACUCGUUCCAGACCACCGAGUACUCUGCCAUCAGCUCAGUUUACCAGUUCUAUUCAAACUAG
Molecule: messenger RNA, 6975 nt
Organism: Acytostelium subglobosum LB1
Lineage: Eukaryota; Evosea; Eumycetozoa; Acytosteliales; Acytosteliaceae
Exons: 7
Coding region: 1-6975 (2324 amino acids)
Biological process (GO): signal transduction
Cellular component (GO): myosin complex; cytoskeleton
Molecular function (GO): ATP binding; protein binding; cytoskeletal motor activity
Source: RefSeq, a predicted model, not a curated record